Molecule: messenger RNA, 706 nt
Organism: Schistocerca gregaria
Lineage: Eukaryota; Metazoa; Arthropoda; Insecta; Orthoptera; Acrididae
Exons: 1
Source: RefSeq, a predicted model, not a curated record
ACUAAUUUCUCUGUUCUAGGUAAUGAAUGUAAAGACAGCUGGAAUAAACUGCAGAAUGCGUACAUCCAGGCUAAACACUGUAGAGCCACAAAAUCAGGUCAGGCAGCAAACAGUUUGAGCAAGUGGAAAUUUGAAGAUGAAAUGGCUUUUUUGAAUCCAACUCUCAUAACAAGGGAAACUCGAGGAAAUGCAGAAGACAGCCCCAAUAAUGAAGAUUAUGAUGGAACACAAGAAGUAACUGUCUUAUGUCCAAUUGAUGAAACAGACUCACAAGUAGCCUCGUCAGAAAGUUCCCAAUCCAAUCCACCAAGAAACAAUCUACUGAAAAGUGCAGUCCCUAUAAUGGCGGAGGCCAUCGACAGUCCCACUGCUAAUGUAUCAGAUUCUCCAAUAACCUUUACUCAACCUCCAGCGAAGCUCGUAAGGCCUUAUGUUGGAAAAAAACGUUUGUCGUCAUCCGUACAAGAAAUGGUUAAAAUAAUGAAAGACAACCAACGCUUGCACUCCCAAGUGCUUCUUCAAAGUGCACAUGCUACAUCAAGUGACAACGUGGACAAUGAAUGUGAACUUUUUUUCCUCAGCAUGGCGAAAAAUGUGAAAAAAUUUCAUCCUGAUGAGUAAAUUAGAAUGAAUAUGGAAGUGAGCAACAUUGUUUUGGGGACAGUGUUGCAAGCAACAUGUGGGAGCUCAUUUCAGGUGAACCCUG